This is a messenger RNA of Rhipicephalus microplus (southern cattle tick), 2382 nucleotides long. RefSeq names its product ADP-ribosylhydrolase ARH3. NCBI's taxonomy places the organism in Eukaryota, Metazoa, Arthropoda, Arachnida, Ixodida, Ixodidae. Gene Ontology annotation, cellular component: mitochondrion; nucleus. The record is from RefSeq and is a predicted model, not a curated record.
AGCGCGCCGUUGCCCGCGUGAAGGAAGGUGGCACCACGUCCUCCGUGGGUGGCACAAAGUUUUGGCAAGGGCGUACUGGGUGUACCAGCUGAAGUGCGAAUAGAGGUGUCUCAGAGAAGUUCGCAGCGAAAUGUCCGCUGUGACCAACUCUGUGUGCUCACUGGCUGGCAAGUUUCGAGGCUGCCUCGUUGGCUCUCUCCUCGGCGACUGCCUGGGAGCGCCUUUCGAAGGCGACUUUCCCAUAUCCAAAUCUGUGCUCACCUCCUAUGUCUCAAAGCUGCUGGAUGAAUCGGCGAAAGGUCUGCUUCCUUUUCGUCCCUACACCGAUGACACGGCAAUGACAAGGUGUCUGGCGACGUCUCUCAUCGAAAAGAAGGGAUUCCAUGCGAGUGACCUUGCCCAAAGGUUCACUUCGGAGUACUUUGAGCAGCCUAAGCGGGGCUAUGGUCCUAACGUGGUUGAUGUGUUCCACGCACUCAAGAAAGGCAACUUCGAAGAUCCUUUUGGACCUGCCAAAAGCCAGUUUGAAGGCACAGGCUCGUAUGGAAAUGGUGGUGCAAUGAGGGUGGCCCCUGUUGCAUUGUUCUGUCACAAGAAUAUGGCAGAAAUUAUAUCUGUUGCUGAAAAACAGGCACGCAUCACGCACACUCACAAGAAUGGCUAUAACGGAGCCAUCCUUCAAUGCUUGGCGGUGCACCGUGCUGUUGCAUUGGAUGCCCAGGUACCCCUAAACAAAGCGGCCUUUCUGGACUUUCUUGUGGAACAGAUGGACACCAUAGAGUCAAAAGGGACCAAACUGGUAACAGAUUCAUCAGUGGACAAACCAUUUACAACAUCACUGCAAAACAUAAGACGUGUACUGUGUGAUGAACCCCAGGAUCUGUCCGCAGAAGAAGUUGCUGCCCUCUUUGGCAAUGAUGUCUCUGCCCACAAGUCAGUCCCAACAGCCAUCUAUGCCUUCCUCAGGUCACACGAGCCACUGCCAUUCUUCCAGACUGAGAACCCAUUCGUCCGAGCCAUCGUGCUGUCCAUAUCUGUUGGAGGCGACACGGACACCAUAGCUUCCAUGGCAGGAAGUAUCUCUGGUGCUUUUCACAGUAUUUCAGGCAUUCCAACUUCUCUCCAAAGGCACUGUGAGGGCUUGGACAUUACCCUAAAGCUAGCAGACGACAUGUAUGAGUUUGUGGGGUCACAUUAGGCUGCUGGCAAACACUGCUAUGCUGUAUCUACAGCUCAUGACGGACUUGUUCAUGCUGAGAGAGCAGUGAUUAUUGAAACUCGCACUGCCCUGCUUUCGGGCAGAGCCAAAGAAAGUAUCACAUGGUAACAGCGAGUUUCGUAGUGCUCGUUAUGGGUGCCAAGUAACAGUGUUCGACUUGGCUCUCGCUCAUAGGAAUGGUGUACUGUCUCUACUUUUGAACUUGGCCAACAGCUGUCUGCGUAUUUCCAGUCAUGUGCACCUAGAACUGGGUAGGGAAGCUUACUCUCUUCAGACAACGAAUUUUAUGUAGUGAUAGCAAAUGAGAGCUUGCUCACUUGAACCAGUUGUAUUCGUUUGUUUGUUAUAGGCAGUAAUACUUGUUUGCUCUUUUUCUCAUUGACAGCAGCAUCAGUAAGCAUAUAUUUAAAGGAAAUGUUUGAUCAAGGUUAGCUGCUAUUAGUUGACAGCUUGCAGUAAAUAAGAACCAGUGGGGGUGAAUAGUACAGUCUUUAUGGUUGCCUUCUGAGUUUCAUUCUUUGUUUGCUGUUGACAGAUGAACUAUGUAUAUAAUAAUUAGGUCUGCCUUACUUCAAAUAGUCAAAGCUGGGCAAGAUGUAGUGAAAGCUCCAUAACUCUUAAUUAGUGGGUUUGUUCAUAUUUCUUAUUGUUUGAACAACUAACUCUGGUUUAACCAUGUUGAUUCAUUCAGAAAGUGUUUGCAAAACAGUAUAUUUUUAAAGAAACUUGCUAGAUGUAGUGAAAGCUCCAUAACUCUUAAUUAGUGCGUUUGUUCAUAUUCCUUAUCCUUAUUGUUUGAACACUAACUCUGGUUUAAUCAUGUUGAUUCAUUCAGAAAGUGUUUGCAAAACAGUAUAUUUCUAAAGAAACUUGCUAAUUCAAAAAUAAAUUGGUUCUGCUGCCAAUAAUUCACUCUGAAAGAUGCUGCAGUAGGGUGAUAUGUGCAGCAAAUAGGUCAAGCAGCCUAAAUGAGAUGUUCCUGUGCCAUCCAUCACUCCGUUACAGGACAUCAGAAGUCAUUAUGAUACCCUGAUAGUCAUUCACUGUUAUGUGUUGUUGCCACUUUUGCAUGCAUUGUUGAAAAUGACUGCCUCUUCACAGAAGCCUCACUGCACAAGCUGCAAAUGUUUCACCUUUGAAAUAAAUGCAUUCUUGCAAUCUUU